Messenger RNA from Solanum stenotomum, 510 nucleotides. RefSeq names its product probable carotenoid cleavage dioxygenase 4, chloroplastic. Gene Ontology annotation, molecular function: carotenoid dioxygenase activity. The record is from RefSeq and is a predicted model, not a curated record. Gene Ontology annotation, biological process: carotene catabolic process. NCBI's taxonomy places the organism in Eukaryota, Viridiplantae, Streptophyta, Magnoliopsida, Solanales, Solanaceae. The annotation marks the transcript as partial. Gene Ontology annotation, cellular component: chloroplast stroma. The transcript has 3 exons.
AGAUUGGACCUAGUUCAUGCAACAAUUGAACAAGUAAAAAUCAACUUGAAGACGGGGAAGGUAAGUAGAAAUCUAAUGUCCAAGAGGAAUCUUGAAUUGGCAUGUAUCAACCGGACUUAUAUUGGCAAGAAGAACAAGUACGUACGCAUAUAUGCAGCUAUUGCAGACCCUUUGCCAAAGGCAAAAGGUGUGGUAAAAUUGGAUGUAUCCAAGUUAGAAAUUGAUCAACAACCUGAUUGCAUAGUGGCCACAAGAAUUUUUGGACCAAAUUGUUUCUGUAGUGAGCCCUUUUUUGUGCCAAAGGACCAUGACAAUGUAUUUGCGGCUGACGAAGACGAUGGCUAUGUGGUGUGUUAUAUGCAUAAUGAGAGCACAAGAGAAUCAAGUUUCAUGGUGAUGGAUGCCAAGACUCAUGAUCUUGAAAUUGUGGCAGUUGUGAAAUUGCCUCAUCGUGUGCCUUAUGGUUUUCAUGGGAUAUUUGUGAAGGAAAGUGAUCUUAACAUGCUAUAG